UACAGCUGCAUAAUCACAUGAGAUGAGGCUGGUGUUGUGUCACGUGAGGUGUCGCUUCUUAAACAUGGCGCCGCUAGCACAGAACAAAACACCAUCGACUGACUGACUGUCGUUUGUCUGUUGACACGCAUCAGUAAACAUCACAAAAUGGAGCAAGUAGUUAAAUGUCGCCCCGCAGUGUGUCCUCGUUUUAUAAAGUUAAUGUUGUACAAACUCAUCAUGCGUGAAACCGGCGGUGCACCGUUAGCUUAACGCUAGCUAGCUGUCAGCUGCUACAAGUGGUGAGAGAGAGACAGGCUGCGGAAGAGAUUAGGUCUGCCCUUGUUGACUUUGAUUUCUUCCUCCAUGAAUGUCUGAGAGUCAUCCUUGUGGGAGACAGCGAGGUGUACGCAGCAGGACGUUGUGCAACUCUUAACAAGCAUUGGAGACUCGCCAUGGAUUGGCUGAUGCAUGCAGUUGAGAAAGACUUGGGGGUUGACCGACGGCAGCAAGGCCCAGGUCCCCGUCCCAGGGAGCUCGUAGCCCUUGUUCCUACGCGAUGGGUGAUGGGCCUGAGGGAGGGGAGGGUCAUGCGCUGUGCCCGCUUUGACAGCAUCAGUGAAGCAGAAAUUCACACGUAUCUUCAGUGUUCCCAGGCAAAGUUGCCCUCUGGCUGGAUGCGAGUGUGCAUUCAGGGUCUGAGGAAAAGCAAGCUGAGCUACAGAUUGGCCAGAGACCCUUGCCAUCAACAAAUGGAGUUUAUGUCACAGGAUUCUUAUGUCAAAACCAUGCAGUGUGUGUCGCAACAUAAUGUCAGGAAUCUAUGGCGUGAAGCUCAUUACAAACUUGUGCAGGCAUAUGCAGGAGCCAAUGAACAGAUGCAUGCUGCAGCUGUAGAUGCAGUGCGUCAUGCUUUACAGAAGCUCUUCAAUUCCACAUUCAUCUCAUCUGACGGAGUGUCACCAUCCCUUUCUCCAACUAGAGAGAAGGAGAAAGAAAACUACUUGCCAUCCAGUUCAUCUUGCUUUUCCAAGUCCCAGUCAGACCAUCUGUGUCCUAAUGUUCUGCCUGCAGAGUGUCUGCUAGAGACAGCAGAGAUGCUGUAUGUGAUUCUACCUUAUACUCAGUAUUCACUCCAUGAUAUUGUCUCCUUCAGCCCAGCCAAGCUCGCUAACAGCCAUGCCAAAGUGUUGUUCAUUCUCUACCAGUUACUAAUAGCCCUGCAGGCAUGUCAUGCAGCAGGUCUGUCUUGUGGAGAGCUCUCCCUGCAGGACAUAGCAGUAGAUGAGCAGCUCUGCAGCCGUCUCAAGCUCAACCUAGCCCAUUAUGAGGAACUGGGGAUGGAAGGGGAUGCAAAUAGUGAUGUUACUGGCAGACAAGUGCCAAAAAGUGUCCUGCCAAGGGACAAUUCAUGUGUGAGCCAAGAGAACAAGAGACUUUGCAAAGACUGCUUUGGUGAGCUUAAGACAUUGGUUCUGGACUGGGUCCAUGGACGAGUCAGUAACUUCCGCUACUUAAUGGAACUGAACAGGUUAGCAGGACGGCGGGAAGGAGACCAUAAUUAUCACCCAGUACUGCCUUGGGUGGUGGAUUUCACUGUGCCAUUCGGAAAAUUCCGGGACCUUAGGAGGUCAAAGUUCAGGCUCAAUAAGGGGGAUAAGCAACUAGACUUCACAUAUGAGAUGACCAAAGAGGCUUUGGCAGCUGCAGUGGGUAAUGUGGUAGGUGGAAGCGGUGUAGGUGGAGACCUCAGUGGCUCUGUAGGUGCUGGUGGUGCUGGACAGCCUGACCACCUCCAUGUACCUCAUCACAUAUCUGAUGUGCUCUCAGACAUUACCUACUAUGUCUACAAAGCGCGCCAGACACCCAAGUCAGUGUUGUGCAGCCAUGUUAGAUCCCAGUGGGAGCCUAAUGAAUAUCCAGCCAGUAUGGAGCGCAUGCAGAGCUGGACCCCUGAUGAGUGCAUUCCAGAGUUCUACACAGAUCCCUCCAUUUUCCGUUCAAUCCACCCCGACAUGCCAGACCUGGAUGUGCCUUCCUGGUGCAAGUCGUGUGAGGAGUUUAUUGAGGUCCAUCGGCGCCUUUUGGAGAGCAAAGAGGUUUCCCAGCAUUUGCAUCACUGGAUAGAUCUCACAUUUGGCUAUAAGUUGUCUGGUAAAGAAGCUGUCAAGGCCAAGAAUGUGUGCCUGCACCUAGUGGACAACCACACCAAUCUAACUACCUAUGGUGUAGUUCAGCUGUUCGACCAGCCCCACCCUCCCCGCUUAUCUCCUUCCCAGUACGCCCCAGCAGAACCUCCUCUCCUUGGCCUUGCUACUCUUAAUGUGCCUUUUCUACACAUCCCUCAAAUCGACACCAUGGCUGACACUGUGGAUGGAAUGGUGCCAGAGUCCACAGGGUGUGAGUCCAGUGGCUGGACCAUGGUAGACAGAGAUGAAGAGCUUGAACAAGGUAUGGAAGCUUUGGACUCAUUAGCGUCCACUGGCUCAUCCUCUUCUGCGUCCUGCUCUGUGCCAAUGCCAAGCAGCAGUACAGCGGGAGGAAAGAUGGGAGGAGAGCACACAGCACUUACUGUAUCACAGUCCCCAAGUUCAUUUCCUGGUGAUUUCACAAGUAGCUUAGGCCCUGGUUUACGCAGUGCCAUGUUACAAAGAGGUGGGUCAACGAACAAAAAACAUGGGGAGGGGAGUAUGACCACCACCAAUGCAGAGGAAAUCAAGAUCAUCCUCCCUGAAGGCUUCAACCCCUUGCAACCGUUGGAAGAGCUGGAGAAGUUGAACAAUUUCCUGGUGAAGAGUCUGCACGCUGAAGUAUGGCAUCCUGCAGGAUGUAGUGACUGCUUGAGAGAUGGUUUGAUAAUUGAAUCUCUACCCUCUCUUACACAGCUCUACCAAAGAGACAUGCAGGCCCUUGGUGUUCUCAUCGCUGAGAUAUUCUACUCCUCUAAACUGAGAGGACUGAAACCAGGCAACCCCCUCAGACAGCGUUUCCAAACUGUUAUGAGGCUAUGCUCUGCCAAUCUCCGUGAUGUGCCACUGUCUUUGCAUCAUGCUCUUGAGACACUGCUGCUAAUAGAGAAGAACUCUGGAAAAGCACCUGGAGAAGUACCAGAUUGCACACCUCCACUCCUUUUCAAAUAUGACCCCAUCUGCGAUGGUCUGCCUCCCCCAAACCCCUGCCAGUUACUGAACUCAGUCAUCACCCCCUUUCCUUUCCCUUCAUAUUUUGCAGCACUUCAUCACUUUAUCUUUUCCUACCAUGCCAAGAUGGAGACUACAUGUAGUCUUCAAGGAAGAGAUGUUGUCUUUCACCUGUGGCAGCAGCUUGAGACACUGUUGCGGGGUAACAUCACAGCUGAGGGUCUUGAGAUUCUUUUGCCCUUCAUUCUAGCCCUCAUGCUUGAGGAGUCCACUGCUGUCUAUGCUGCUUGGUACCUUUUCGAGCCCAUCUCUAGAGUACUAGGUCCCAGAAAUGCAAACAAGUACUUACUGAAGCCACUGAUCAAUGUUUAUGAAAACCCCCACUGCCUGCGAGGACGUUUUUAUCUCUACACUGACUGUUUCAUCCUACAGCUUAUUGUGAGGCUUGGCCUGCAGGCCUUUCUGUCAAGCCUACUCCCCCAUGUGCUGCAGGUCAUCACUGGCUUUGAAAGCGGCAUCUCAGGCCCUAGUGGGGAAGUUUGCAAAGGGCUGAGGGGUGGCACAUGUAAUCUAGGAGAGGAAGAAGAGGACUUUCAGUGUGGCGAGGUGCGGCCAUCUUCUGGGUCUGUUAGUGGGAAUAUGGGAGGUAGCAGUGGAGCCAGCGGAGGAGUCGGGGUGGUGGGAGACACAGGGCUAGUCGAUUACUCCUCUGGCAUCAGUCUCAAUGACCAAGUGUUUCUUUCAGAGGCAGAGGACUUUCAGAAUGGGUUUUAUGUUAACAGUGGAGCAGGGGUGGCUGCUGGGAAACAGCAGAGCCAGAACUCUGCAGCCAAGGAUCAAGACCAGGAGUCUCUAAGUGUGGGGAAACUAAGUGACAAAAGCAGCACAAGUGAGCUCUCAUUGGGUGAUGGAGACUCAAUGAGGGAUCGAGCCAGUCUCAAAUCGGCUGACAGCAGCCAGGACUUGAAACACGCUAGUGAAGGAGAGGAGGGAGGAGAGCUGGAGGAAGAAGAAAUGACUGAGACUAAUGAGGGUAAAGAGGGGACAGAUGACCCUACCGUUCCCAACCUGGACCUCACUCUCUCUGGUUGCACAGAAGCUUCAGGAACCACAGUUGCCACUCUGGAGGGUGAGUUUGUGAAUGGAAUGGCAUUGGAAGGCACUGAGACUGGCAAUAUGGGAGAGCAGCAGGAGGAGGAGGAUGACCAUGAUCCAUCAGAAGAUUCUGAGGAAAAAGAACAAAAGAUUCUUCUCGAUACAGUCUGCAAAACAGUUCGAUGGCUUUCAGCAAAGCUUGGACCAACAGUGACGUCUCGAUAUGUAGCCAGAAAUUUGCUGCGAUUGCUCACAAAUUGUUAUAUUGGGCUUGAGAAACACCAGUUUGUGGCCCCUGCGUCUGAGGAGAGCAGUCUGGAGAGUGUGGGAAUGGGCAGUGUGUAUGAGAAGAAACCUGUGGUUGGUGACCAGACAGCAGGGCCUGUGUUGGACUGUCUCAUCUACAUAGCUCAACUUUAUGGAGAGCCUGUACUCACUUACCAGUACCUGCCAUAUAUAGGAUAUCUGGUUUCUCCACCUUCUUCGCAGCGUCUAAACACACGUAAGGAGGCAAGUCUGCUUGGAGCUGUUGCACUUACACAGAAGAUCAUUGUGUUUCUCUCUGAUACCACUCUGAUGGACAUGCUUAUGAAGAUCAAUCAGGAUGUGCUCCUACCACUACUGGACUUGCUCACCACCCCCCGCAUGGGGUUCCCCAGCGGGGUGCAGACACGCACUGCCGUCUGUCUCAAGACACUCAGCCUGAUGGCUCUCAUCUGUCUGCGCAUCGGGAGGGAGAUGGUGCAACAGCAUAUGGCUGACACUCUGCGUCGGUUCUUUACUGUUUUCUCUUUGCUGCAUUCUCUGCAGCCCCAGCUGGACAGCGCCCCUCGCAGAGUUGUGGGAGAUGUCACGGUCGUGGACGUCUGCACACCUGAAGCAUCAAAUGUGACAUAUGAGUUGGGGGUAUUGGAGGAGCUGCAGACUGUAUUUAACCCUGAGAUGGCCCAUGCAUCCUACAUUCCCUUCUACUGUCUUAUAGGUGACAUGGCAAUUCGGAAACUGGUUCCCAACCACGAGCUGGUCUGGCAGUUGGCCCAGUCCUACCAUCAGAGUGUAAGUCAGGGGAGUCCAGAGACAAACCUCACAACAGCGUCCAGGGUGGAGCUACGUCCUUCAUCCGCUGGUCUCUCCUCUGGUUUUGGUGGACGUGUGGGUUGCAGCCCAUUCCCUGCACCCUCGACUAGCUCCACCCUGCUGGGAGACUCCCUCCCUGAGUCAGGCACGUUUGGGAGCCACCUGGUAGGAAACCGUAUCCAAGUGUCUCGGGACACUGAUUAUGCUGGUAGCCAGAACCUUGGGUUGUCCAACUCUUGGGGACGCUCCAGUCAUACCACCCCCAUCAUCACCACUGCCUCCACCUUCACCACUCCAUCCAUUGGCACAGCUUCCUUUUCCUCCUCCUGGGUGACAGGCCCCACCCCAGAGGACAGUGCCCUGAAGCAGGAGCUCCCUCGCAGUGGCCGCUCCCUGCAGGGCAACUGGCUGGCCUACUGGCAGUAUGAGAUUGGCCUUAACCAGCAGGAUCCACAUUUCCACUUCCACCAGAUCCGACUGCAGAGUUUCCUGGGUCACUCAGGCACCACGAAGUGUUUGGCACCACUGGCAGGAGAGGAUUACUUCCUUUCUGGUAGUAAAGACAAGACUGUGAAGCUUUGGCCCCUCUAUAACCAUGGUGAUGGAACACAGGAGGUGGAGCCCAGGUUGACAUAUAAUGACCAUCGAAAGUCAAUCUUCUAUGUUGGACAGCUAGAGACUUCACUGGAGGUAGUCAGCUGUGAUGGUACUGUGCACCUGUGGGACCAGUAUACAGGCAAGCAGAUCCGCUCGUAUGAAGCCGUGGAUGGAAAGAAUCCCAUUACUGCUGUCACUACCAUGCCAGCUCCACACUGCAGUGUUGUGUUUGGCAGUGCAGAUUCUGUUCUCCGCUUCAUUGAUCCUCGCAAACCAGGACUGCAGCAUGAAUUUCGUCUGGCAUACAACAAUGUGAGUGCUGGGCUCAUCCGCUACCUCGCAGUGAGCCCUUCAGGGCGUACUGUGGCUGCAGGGUUCUCAUCUGGCUUCAUUGUUCUGCUAGACGCACGUACUGGACUUAUUCUGAAAGGCUGGCCAGCUCAUGAGGGAGAUAUCCUCCAAAUGAAGGCUGCAGAAGGAAACUUGGUCAUUAGCUCCUCUACUGACUACACACUCACUGUUUGGAAAGAUCUGGAACACAAGCCUCUUCGCCUGUACAAGUCGCAGUCCGACCCCAUCCACGCCUUUGAUCUUUACGGUUCGGAGAUCGUAACCGGAACAGUGGCUAACAAGAUAGGGGUGUACUCCAUGGCAGACAUCUCCCUGAGUCCCGUUAGCAGCACAAAACUGAGCUCAGAGAACUUCCGCGGCACUCUGACCAGCCUGGCCGUCCUGCCCACCAAGAGGCUCUUGCUGCUGGGCUCUGAAAAUGGGGCCAUCCGGUUACUAGCUUAGGGAAAAUCUAUGGCUCCCAGCUACACUCUUAUCACUGACCUUGAAAGUGUCUUAAUCGUGAAGACAUCAGGCUCUUAGCUCUCUCUGUCCCUUCUCCUGUGGUCAAUUGUACUGGUAGGGCAGUUUGUCAGUUCCUCUAAAUUGCUUUUUGAAUGAAUCAGCACAAGUAAAUGCAUUGUAUAAGCUUCAUUUCUACCGAAUCUUGCCACUCUGGUUGUUGGCACCGAAUUUAAUGAACAGAAAAUGUGUGCCACGCAAUUAACAUUUAUCAUGUACAGCAAAUCCCAUGAUCUUUUUAAAAAGCCUAUAGAUGUAUAGAUGGUAUAUAAUGGGAAAUUCGUAUCUUGGCAAGGUCAUUUAUUCUUUUGACUAGGUCAGUUAUUCUCUUCAAAAGAAUGAAUCAGAAGGCGUGCUCAGGAAGGUGGAACCAAACACGGUUCUUAUGUAGUGUUUACACUUUCCAAAUAGAUGCAUAACAACACCAAAAAUACAUUGACCUCAACUUUCAUUUCCUUUUGAUGUUAGAAUACAUGCGUAUCCAAAUGCACUGAUGAAACUAUGCAGUAUUUGUAGAUCAAAUCAUUUGUUUGUGUUAGUGCCCCCCCCCCGAGAGAUGUUUCACAGUAGAUUUAUACGUCAUGAACAAUAAAAGUAAACUCACUGUUUUGUCAACAGUCUUGUUGCAUCUUCUCACAGUGGAGACGCUUCAAUUGUUGUCACAUACAAAAGUCAAUUACUGAUACAGACUUUAUUCUACUGCACAAGUAUGGCCUGAAUUGUAACAUUUAGAUUCUCACUCAGAUUUUAAACACUGAAUGUUUUUAUCCACUAAUAAAUUACUUGAAGUUGCUUUUGGGGUUUUUAAACACUGUUUAGAGAUUCUUGAUUUAGCAGUCAGAACCUGUAGCAACAUUAUACUGGAAGUGUAUCUAGGCAGAUGCCACUUUGACUGGGUAAGCCAGUUGUUAGACUCUACACUUUCUAAUUUCUGACUACAAAAGCUAACAUAGGAACAGUCAAUGCCAAGGUAAACAGUUUUGUAUUUUAACAUGUAUAUGUUACUGCAUAUGAAUUUGUUGAGAAAAUUUCAACAAGUUAUAAAUCAAUAAAACUUUUGUUCCUUAAACCCAGCCCGGUUUCCACUAAACUCUUAAUGAAUAUCAGAGUUUUCAAAGACCAUUAGCAUCCAACGACCAUAGCACUCCCCUUUAUAUGAUUUUAUCACUGUCAUGUUGUAAAACACAACCUACUUUUCUAAUUAUUUGCCCAAAGCUCAAAAUGCUCUGACAAGUGUAUUACACCUUUUGAUAUUUUGUGUGUUUUGUAAACCUGGCGUUAAAGCUCAGUAAUCAUAAAUGAACAAACUUUGUUUUAAAAAUAAAAUUUGUAGUUGCAUAUUGAUAAUUGGUUAUGAUUGAAUCAGUACAGUAUAUCUUUGAACAUUUUAAAAGAAGUCCAUGAAAAUGCUUAUUUAUUAACUGGAUUAAUAAAAAAAAAAAAUGGCCUCAAUGUUUUUUUUGUGUGUUCCAGUUGUUCUGUGUGAUUCACCUGGAUUCAUCAUGACUCCCAGCCAUGUCUUCCGGUCUUUGCUGAGUCACUAGAGCUCAGAUUGGACAAAGUCCUCUCUUGUGUUUGCAGACGGCUGUCAUGUGAUCUAGAAGAAAGCACUUUUGCUUAUUAGUGAAAUUGUGAACAUUUCAGCUGAAUAAAUGUAUGUUUUUCUUUUC
This is a messenger RNA of Siniperca chuatsi (mandarin fish), 8410 nucleotides long. It is a transcript of the gene wdr81, whose product is annotated as WD repeat domain 81. The transcript is spliced from 12 exons. The record is from RefSeq and is a predicted model, not a curated record. Gene Ontology annotation, molecular function: phosphatidylinositol 3-kinase regulator activity; protein binding. Gene Ontology annotation, biological process: aggrephagy. NCBI's taxonomy places the organism in Eukaryota, Metazoa, Chordata, Actinopteri, Centrarchiformes, Sinipercidae. The coding region runs from base 435 to 6683 and encodes 2082 amino acids. Gene Ontology annotation, cellular component: mitochondrion.